AUGAAUCUCAACUCUGCACAACAAUCCUUUCUCAAUCCUCUUGUACAACAACAUGCUUCUGCUUUGCAUCGAUCGUCAUCGUCUUCUUCUACUCCAUCAUCACUACCAGUAGCAAAUGGUAGACUCUUUGCAUUUCCAGCAGCAGCUUCAUCGUCCACCCUGAAUACGAGCAUGGAUGAAUUGAAUCAAUACAAUCAAGCAUUGAAUGCUUUGCAAUCCAUUGAGAGUCAAUUUGAUUUGAACGUGGAAGAAUUUCUGAAUGAAGAUGAUGUGGAUGAUGCUACCACCACAACGACCUCCCACCAGCACGCCAACACUGCCGGAGUGAUCAACAAUAAUACUCCGAGUGGUAUGAAUAAUCAUCACAUCAUGACGGGAGGAGGUGAUGGCUUGUUCUUUGACAACUCUUCUCUCUAUCAGCAGACAUCCUCACAGAACGCAUCUCAAGCAAGUACACAUCAAUUAUUGCAAAAUGCACACAACACAGUCAUGCAGCAUAACAAAUUGUUGCAGACUUAUCUAAACAGCAUGGGGCAACAACAGAGACAAAAUGUUUCAUUGCAACAACAACAAGGAGUUGCGUCUCAAACAAAUUCUCAAACGAUGAGCAUGCCAAGAACAUCCAGUUUUAAUCAAUUGACCAACUUAAACCUAAGCUCACCACAACCAAAAGUAAGCAGUUCAUUGAAUGCAUUCGACACUCUUGUGCCUUCAUUUAAUGGUGUCGCACAAAGCACAACACCAAAGGCAACCUCAAGCAAUCCAUCCUCUUCCUCUGCAACGCAACAAAAAAGUUCAAGUGCCUCUUCGUCAACCACUUCAUCCUCAUCUUCUCCUUCGAUGCAAUUCUUUUCCACACUAGAUAAGGGAAUUCAUUCUGUACAACAAGUUAUUAUGAAUGGUGGAAUCACAAGUGUACAAGUUUGGUCUAACUGUUUGAUGCAACUAAUUCCCAUCUUAAAAGUGAUGGAUGAUACAAUACCCGAUACGAUCAUUGGAGGAAAAUCAGUGUCAAAUAGAAAGAAAACUCCUCUUAAUGUUUCUAUCGAAGUUUCUCUCGAUAGAUUUAGAAUGCUAGUAAGCACAAUUAUUAACAUGAUGAGACAAAGAAAUUCACUAUUGGAAAAAGAAGGUGCAGCGUUUUGCCAAGUCAGCGAAAAGUUAAGCUUAAUAGUGAAUUUGGACGAUUUGCGGGCUAAAAUUCAACGUAAUGAGAUUGCCUUUAGUGACGACUUGUGGCGAGCAGAUGUGACGCUAUUAAUGAGCAAUCAAGAACAAGAUAAAGGUCUCACACGAGAUAAAGCAAAAAAGAAAAAGAAUGAGAAUUUAAGAGAAGGAUUCUCUGUAUUCAGCAAUCCAGAAAAUCCAGCCACUACCAUUAUCCAAUAUGCUCCAAUCAAAGCAGGUGUUGUCUCUAACAACAAGAAAAAUUGUCAAUUGAGAUACAAACUUUGUUAUGACAAUUGGCUUGUGUACUAUGUUGAUUCUACCAAGUUAUUUGCCAUCAAUUGUGGUAAGAACACAAAAUCAAAGAAAAAAUCAUCCAAGUCAACAGAGGAUGACACUGGAAAAGAUUUGGAUGAAGAAAUGGAUGGAGUAUCGAAUGAUGAACAUUCUCCACCUUCGCCACAACUUCCAGUUGCUAAUCAACAAGAAAAGUCCUCUCUUUCAAGAUCUGCUUCCACAGCUUCUCUGGGUUCAUCUGUUUCAUCGAGUACGGAACGGCCGUCAACGAUUGCUGUCGCAUCGAACGGAAGUUUUGUUGUCUCUCCAAAAUCUGGCUCUAAUGCUGGAGGCUAUUUCAUAUUCAUUCAAUGUACUUUUGAUAGUAGAUUAAUAACGGACCUUCAGGAAGUUAAGGUCUUUCUUGGAGAUCAAGAAGCAGAAAUUCGUCAAAUUAAUCAAAAUGCUAUUUUCAUUGUUGCUCCAAAAACUCAAAUGAAAGGCGUAGUCCCAAUUGAGAUUAGAACCAAUAAUUUUACAGUUUCCAAUCCAAAUGAUCUGAAAUUUGAAUUUUUAGAUGACGAAGCAAAUUCCAACAUUUUAGUGGAUGUGAACGAAAAAAAGAGAAAAUUCGAUGCUUGUUGUGAUGUGGUUGAGGUCAAUAGCGUAACAAGCAGCAGCACUCAUGGAUCCAAUUCAAAUUCAAACACAUUCAACCCAUCGAUCGUGAGUAACUGUGCUCCAUCAUCUAGCAUGACGAAGGAGAAGAAGAAAAAGAAGAGAAAGGAAGUACUUACACCUUAUCGACGUGAAUGGGCAAUUGUUAUUGCCAUUGACAAGUACCAUCACAAUGGACUUCUUCAUGAGUCCUCGGCAUCAUCCGUACACGACGCGAUGAACUUGGCUAAUAUUUUGACCAAGAUUUAUGGCUUUGAAGUUCGAUUACUUCUCAAUGAGGAGGCUACUUGGGCCAAGGUUAAUCAACUAUUUGUUUCUCUUGCUGAAAGUGACAGCUUGCAAAACGAUGAUGCAAUUCUGAUUUAUUUUACAGGAGUCUCUAUUUCAAAGCAAUAUAUUAAUGGUUAUACAGAAAAUUAUUUGGCUCUUUACGACACUGAUCCUGACAAUUUGAUUAACACAGCUAUUUCUCAUCAAUCCUUUGUGAACUUCCACCAUAGAUUAAGCGCCAAGCACAUUUUAUUCGUGUUUGAUACUUUCUACAAUGGUAUAAUGAUGAAGGUCGUCAACGAUGGCCAUCCAUCUAAAGACAUGAAGUAUUAUGCUACCAACAAGGCAGUCCAAAUGAUUUGUGCUUCUCAGAGACAAACCGGUAUGAGACCAGGAAUUUUUAGCAAGGAACUCGUCAAUCUGUUAACAACCAUGAAAUGGGGCAAUGACGGUAUUAAGAGUGGACACUUGACUCUCACUCCAUUCUACACAACAAGCGACCUUGGAAAACAACUUCAGCAACGAGUACACAAGGAAACAAACGGAGUGCAAGUUCCUCGCUUUGGUGACAUUGAGCUUGGAGGAGGCAACUUUUUGUUUAUUCCUAAGAGUUAUGAAAAGCAUAGUUACAAUUCAGAGCUCGAAAGAAUUGUUUCUCUACUUUCUCUUUACGAGGACUAUAUUCAAAACAUGAAUUUGGGAGACAUGAGCAAGCAUGAAUCUUUGAUGUCUUUACUCAAACUUAAAUUUUUCCAAAUCUCAAAUUACUACUUGCAAACAUUUGACACAUUAAUCAAGGAAGAAAAGAUUCAACUACGAUCUGAUAUUUAUGCAAGCCAAAAAUUGAACCUUACUGAAAUUAUUAAGACCGUUCGAUACAGUUAUUUAGCACUUUAUCGAUGGGCUGACGAUUGGAUUUUACACGAUCCAUAUCAUUUGGCAGAUGCCAAUAAGAAACUAUUGGAUUCCAAUCCAAGUGCGGUCGUGAAAAGAAUUUUCGUUGUUGGUCUUCCGAACAUGUCAGAACACGAUGAAAAACAAUACAUUAAGCUGAUGAAAUACCAUCACAGCUGUGGCAUUGAGGUUCGAGUGGUUCAUCAUAAGGAUUUAGAUGAUCGAAAAGAAAUCCCACACAAUUUUUCCAUUUUAGAUUCCAGACUUGCUCACUAUCUCUCUUUCGAGGAUGACUAUCCAAAGUCUGUCAUUAUUUUCAACAGAAAGUCUGUUGCUGACUUGUAUUACUCAAAGUGGGUUUAUGUUUAUAAUCGAUCAAUUCCAUUCAGCACAUACCUUUCGGAGAAAUAUCCAAAUAAGAUUGCUGAAGAUGCUCAAACUGAAGUGGGACCCAUUCAAUGCCAUAGCGGAUGUAAUUUGGAUCAUGCAUCAGCACAAGUCUCUGCUCCAAGUUCAGAGCAAGACAAAAACAUGAGUUUGACUGACCCUCUCUUGUCAUUUGAUAUUCAUGAGAAUAUUGAAACGUUACAAAUUUGUUUGGAUCCAUUGUUGCAGGGAUUCAAGAAGAAAUUCCUUGAAAUGAUCAAUACGCCAAAGGAUAAGCAUGCUCGUCAUUGUGGAAAAUGCUUGUUAUUGCAAAAAUUUCAUUCCAUUAGCAUGCAUUAUGAAAAUCAAAUCACGACCUUUUUCUCAAAGGGUGAAAUUGUCGUCCAUGCGAACUUUUAUGACACCAUGAGACUUCGUUUGCAUGACAUUCAAGAAUAUGCUGAGCGCAGUUAUGUUGGCGUCAUUCCAAUCCAUGCAUGGAGAGCAAGUAAUAGAGCGACUCAAUCACCUUAUUUCACACAUGAGAGUGUCUUGGAAAUUGCUGACAUGAACAAGAGAUUACGAGAGAGGAUUUCGAAUAUUGUUCUUCAAAGUGUGUUUGUUUUUUACAAGGGUUUAUUUGGACAGAAUGGUGAAUUUUCUUCCGAUUCGUUAAAUGAAAAUGGCGUGACUAAGAGUACCAUUAUUGCUGGAUUGAAAUAUCAUAGAGAUUGUGGUAUUGAAGUGUUGGUGGCAUUGUUAGAUCAUGCCGAUCAAGUGAAGGAGGUAGUUCCAGGUAAUUUCUGUAUUAUUGAUGGAAAAGUGUGUGGCUCAACCAUACUCUCCAGUGAACCAUCAAAAUGCUCUGGAACUCAUUCAUACUAUGUCAACUCGAUCGAAGGAGGAGAGGAGAAUGUCAAGCAAAAGAAGGAACUUGUAGAAUUCCUCAAAUCUAAUGCCAUGCCAUUGGAAGAAUUUUUGACCAUUCACGACGAUACAUUAUCCUCUGAGGCUGUUAAGGCCAUUGUUGAAGAUAGCAAGUAA
Molecule: messenger RNA, 4695 nt
Organism: Naegleria fowleri
Lineage: Eukaryota; Heterolobosea; Eutetramitea; Acrasida; Naegleriidae
Exons: 3
Coding region: 1-4695 (1564 amino acids)
Source: RefSeq, a predicted model, not a curated record